This is a messenger RNA of Carassius auratus (goldfish), 2037 nucleotides long. RefSeq names its product gastrula zinc finger protein XlCGF52.1. NCBI's taxonomy places the organism in Eukaryota, Metazoa, Chordata, Actinopteri, Cypriniformes, Cyprinidae. The coding region runs from base 227 to 1093 and encodes 288 amino acids. The record is from RefSeq and is a predicted model, not a curated record. The transcript has 2 exons.
CAUUUUAAUUACUUUUAAAAUAUUUCAUUUAAUUUUCGUAGUCUCACUUUAUGGUGCUUGAGCUUGUCUAUUAAACCCAUGUUCCCCACGCUCCAGUCCAGCAGGAGGCGCAAACGAGCCACGAAUCUGUUUGUCAUCCACCGCAAAAGUGCAAGAAGAAGGAUGCGAUGAACGCAACUCGUUUCUAGGCUGUGAUUGACUGGAUUGGUGCAUCAUCUAGGCCGUGAUGGAUGAAAACAAUGAGGACGAAGAACUGAAUGAAGCGAAGGAGAAACACCAUCCGGUCGAAACUGGAGAACAACCGGAGCCAAGGCCUAAAAAAUCUUUCGCCUGCCCUCAGUGUGGAAAGGCUUUCAACUUCAAACACAACCUUCAGGUUCACAUGCGAGUUCACACUGGAGAGAAGCCAUUCGUGUGCGAUUAUUGUGGAAAGCGUUUCAAAUACGAGAGAAACUUUCAAGAGCACCGGCGAACUCAUACCGGAGAGAGACCCUAUUCGUGUGUUCACUGCGGAAAGAGUUUUGCUAAUAGAAACACCUUUAAGAUCCACACCCGCAUCCACACUGGAGAGAAGCCUUUCGCAUGCUGUCUGUGUGAAAAGAGAUUCACGCAAGCAAGAGCUCUCAAAUCACAUCUGCAUUCUCACUCCGGAGAAAGACCGUUUCACUGCGAUCAGUGCGACAAAACCUUUCUUACAGCGCUAUCCCUGAGAAAGCACGCGAAAGUCCACACGCGCGAGAAACCUCAUGUGUGUUUGCUGUGUGGAAAAGCUUUCACAGAGCUUGGAUCUCUAAUCGUGCACCAGAAAAGACACGAGGGUCUGAAGAAUCACAUAUGUGGCGAGUGUGGGAAGUCGUUUAUUACAAAUAGCGAACUGAAAGUGCACCAGAAAGUUCACUCUGGAGAAAAACCUUUCCAGUGUUCGUACUGCGACAAGAGAUUUAAUCAAUCCGGACAUCUGAAGACACACGAGAGGAUCCACACCGGAGAGAAACCGUAUCCCUGCACUGCAUGCGGGAAGAGCUUCAGUCAGUUCGCGUCUCUCCUCAGACAUAAAGGCACUAAUAUCUGCAAUAGUUUUGACAAAACCUGAAAAUCGUAUGUAAAUAACUUCUAUCAACUGUAAGGUGUACAGUGACCCAGUAAAUAUGCUAUUUCCCGAUUUCUCAAUUGGAAACUGCAACAAUGAACAAAGUAAACUAGAAAUUAAUUUUGAUGAUCUCCUUGUCCAAGGGAUUCAAAAGUUCUGGUGCUGCAAAGUAAAAAACAAACAAAAAAGCAAGAGAGGAGGGAAACAACAAGGAGCUGGAACAUCAGAAAAUCAUCUUUAAAAACAAGGACAAUGAUCCAGUUACUUGGGAAAUCAUUUGGAGUUGCAAUCUUUAGCAAAUGUUCUAGAGAUAUUUUCGAUGCAUUUUGAACAUGUCCCCAUCUGGUGUUGUUCAACUUGUGGUUAGCAACAGUUAAAAGUGCCACGUGUGUAUAUAUAUACACAUCUUGUUUAAGUUGUACAACGGUUUUGCACGGCGAUGCAUUUUGCAGCAUACACUGUUUCGAGAUGGAACUUCUUGCUAACUGUUAUGCUAUCUUUUUAUCUUAUCUCAAGAAGUGUUGAUAUGUAGUUUAGAAACUGCGUUCUGCCUUUAAGGUGUCACAUUUAAGGCGGCACAACUGUUUAAAUUGAAGUAGAGAUAGACUCGCUUGCUGCUUUGAGAGAUGCUGCAAUUAUUCAUUUUAACUUCUGUUACUAUGAACUUGUUAACUGUGACAAAUGUCACACAUCCUGGCUUGGGUAACUAGAGCAGCCUAGGUUUGUGCUUGCAAAGAGAGUUAAGUGUGUGGGUGUUUGUGUUCACUAUGUUUGACAGAUAUGGAAGUUAGAAAGAAGGAGCCUUACCGUAUUAAGACCAUCCUUAAAAAUAUUCUUGUUUGCCGUAACCCGACCGACUCUGUCAAUUUAUGACCGACUCAAUUAUUAUUAUUCUUUUGCUUUUAGUCAGAUCGACUUGCCGAUUGGAUAUUUGCAUUAAGACCGAC